CGCUUCUCCUCUCUUUUUCAUUAUCUAUUUCUCUUUCUCUCUGUUGUGUAUUCGUUUGUGUUUUGUUUUAAAGAACCAAACCAAACCAAACCAAACCAUGGUGGUUCUUUCACAAUCAGCAUUAGAACAUUUCUCUGUAAUCAAAACAUACAAGCCUUCAAGCUGCGUAUUCUCAGAAAUUCCAGUUAUAGACAUCAAAAACCCUGAAGCCAAGUCUCAUAUAGUAAAAGCCUGUGAAGAAUAUGGGUUCUUCAAGCUCAUUAAUCACGAUGUUCCAUUGGAGUUCAUGGCCAAUUUAGAAGCCCAAGCUGUCAAGUUCUUUAACCUCUCUCAGUCUGAGAAAGACAAAGCUGGACCUCCUGACCCUUAUGGCUAUGGCAGCAAAAGAAUUGGCCCCAAUGGGGAUGUUGGUUGGAUUGAAUACCUCCUCCUCAACACCAACCCUGAAAUCAAUUGCCAAAAAACUCUUGCCGUUUUCAAAGACAGCCCUCAAAUUUUCCGGAGUGCUGUGGAGAAGUACAUAACAGACGUGAAGAAAAUGGCAUACGAAGUACUGGAAUUGGCGGCUGAUGGGCUAAGAAUAGAGCCAAGGAAUGUGUUGAGUAAGCUUAUAAGAGAUGAAAAAAGUGACUCGUGUUUCAGGCUAAACCAUUACCCACCAUGUCCUGAACUGCAAACAUUGAGUGGUAGAAAUUUGAUUGGGUUUGGGGAACACACAGACCCUCAGAUAAUUUCUGUACUAAGAUCUAACAAUACUUCAGGACUUCAAAUUUGUUUAAGAGAUGACACUUGGGUUUCUGUCCCACCAGAUCACUCUUCCUUUUUCAUCUUUGUUGGUGAUGCUCUGCAGGUAUUGACCAACGGGAGAUUCCAAAGUGUUAAGCAUAGAGUGUUGGCUGACACAAUGAAAUCAAGAAUUUCAAUGAUAUAUUUUGGAGGGCCACCUUUAAAUGAAAAGAUAACACCUUUACCCUCCCUAGUUUCAAAAGAAGAAGAUUGCUUGUACAAGGAGUUCACUUGGUGUGAAUACAAAUACUCUGCCUACAAGUCCAAGUUGGCUGAUUUUAGGCUUGGGCAGUUUGAGAAAAAUGUUCGGUCAAACCAAAGCCAAAACCAAAACCAUAUUUCCCCAAUAUAGCAAAAAUUAGGGUUUUGUCAAACCUUUUAAUAGUUCACUCAACUUGCCAUAGAUGGAAUAUAUAUAUAUAUAUAUAUAUAUGUAUAGCCUGUACUUUCUCUUAUUUAAUUUUAUUUCUUCCUCGUUUAUAUAUAAAUAUACUUAUCUAUCUAUAUGUAUCCUCAACUACCCUUUGUACUAGUUAUGCAAGUUUCAUUCUUCUGCACUUAUGUCA
Pistacia vera is the source of this 1352-nucleotide messenger RNA. Its product is annotated as gibberellin 2-beta-dioxygenase-like. The transcript is spliced from 3 exons. Lineage: Eukaryota; Viridiplantae; Streptophyta; Magnoliopsida; Sapindales; Anacardiaceae. Bases 98 to 1138 code for a protein of 346 amino acids. Gene Ontology annotation, biological process: gibberellin catabolic process; response to light stimulus. The record is from RefSeq and is a predicted model, not a curated record.